Adineta steineri is the source of this 720-nucleotide messenger RNA. The record is from the annotation of a GenBank genome assembly. NCBI's taxonomy places the organism in Eukaryota, Metazoa, Rotifera, Eurotatoria, Adinetida, Adinetidae.
AUGUCUACUGAAAUCGAUGGUCCAUCAAAAUGUUUACUAGGAGUAUUUGGUGCAUUUACAUUAGGAAGUGCUAUUGCGACAUUAGGUUAUGGAAUAGUUUUAUUAUAUCGAUAUCUUCCUAUCGAACAUAAUUAUGGUGAUUUUAAUUUAUAUAUGGCAAGUAUUGUACUCAUUGCUGUUGGUGGUUUAUUAUUAAUAGCUUUACUUUUGGGUGUAUUUGGUGCCCUUAAAGAUAUUUCAAAUUUACGUUUGGUAACAUUAGUUUUACUUCUUAUUUUCUUUAUAACACUUGCAAGUGUCGGUAUUUAUGGAAUGGUUUCACAUAAAACAGGUCGAUUACAAACAAGUAUUGAUAAGGAAAUAAAAGAUUAUAGUAAAUAUAAAGACUUACCAGCAGCAUCACAGAAAAAGAUUGAUUAUUUAAAUAAAAAUUAUAAUUGUUGUACUUCAUACGAUGAUUAUAAGAUGGGAAAUCUCGAUGGAAUACCAGAAAGUUGUUGUCUUGCACCAGGUUGUACGGAACAACCUGAAUACAACAACAACAAAUAUUUUGAUAGAGCUUGUACUGCUGUUUAUUAUGACUAUAAAUCCAAGGAAGUCUUUUAUAUAGCUAUCGUAACAUUAGUAGCUGCUGGUGUAAUACUUCUUGCUCUUAUAUUAUAUGGUGGUUUAACUCAACGUGCACGUAGUGGAUAUGCAGCUGUCUCACGGGUCAAUUGA